GGCAGUUCGUCCCGCUGCCUGAGGUGAAGGAAGUGAAGGGCAGCCCCCGGCAGCGCAGCGGCUCCCGGGUCUUUAAAAGCAGCCCCUCUCCCAUCACCCUGACCCAGGCUGGAGGCAGCAGCCCCCUGCCCGGGACCAUCACCCCCGAGUCCACCACCCCCACCAGCAAGAGCACCCGCCGGAGCUUCUGGGACAUACUGAGUAAGCCAGAUUCAUCAGAGCUGGGCAGCCCAAAGACCACUGAUGACAUCGUGCAGGAGAAGGGAGAGGAGGGCAAAGCAGCCAGACGGAGGCACAAGACGGAGAGCGUGAAGCAGCAGUGGAGCCAGGAGAAGGCUCUCGCUGUGGAGCUGGAGCAGGCCCAGAGGAGGCAGGUGACCCAGUUGGAGGAGGGCGAUGCGGGCGCUCUGCACCCCGUCUACCAGCUCACCUGCCAGCCAUGGAUCACCUUCAUGGCUGAACUCGGGUGCCCCUCCAUCCAGCAGUGCACGGCUGACGUGGCUUCACACUUCCUGCUGCCCUCCAUCUUGGCAGAGAUUGUCAAUUUAGUCAGCUCCCUGGCAAAUGACACAACAGUGAAGGCUUUUGAAAAGACAAGGUGUCCAGCAUCUGGGGAAAUGUUUGUCCCCUGUCCUCUUGUCCAGACCCUCAGCCAGCCUCCAGACGCUACAAGGAGCUUCAUUCUCAUUGGCCGCAACUUCCACCAGUGGCACUGCAGCACAGAGCAAGAAGACUGUUCAGAUGAGGAAAACAUCGCAGUGCUAAAUAGGUUCACACCUCAUAAGGGCUUCCAGCGCUUCGAGGCUCUGGAGCACAGCGAUGGGUUCAGCCCCAGCCAGGCCGGGGCAGGACUGGCCCCCCGCCAGAGGUUCCUCUUCAUCUGCAUCGUGGACAAAAAGGUGACUCUGUACAGCUAUAACUGGUCUGUGGACCUGGGCUCCUCUCUGAACCGUGAGCUGCUCCGCCUGGUGAGGUGGCAGAACGCCCGGGCGCAUGUGGUGCACUGCCUGCUCAACCAGAAGAUGGGCCUCUUCCAUCACUACUGCUUCUCUGACGCACCCAUCCACGAGCUGGACUACAAGCAGGUAGAGACACAGAGCAAAGGGAACAUGUAGAACAAUAGACUAAUUCAGUUAGUUAGCAUUUAUUUGUUUCUUAAAAAUAUUGGUUAUUCCUAUUGCUGAUACUGAGUGAAAAUUGCCCUAGUU
This is a messenger RNA of Notothenia coriiceps (black rockcod), 1208 nucleotides long. Its product is annotated as protein SZT2-like. NCBI's taxonomy places the organism in Eukaryota, Metazoa, Chordata, Actinopteri, Perciformes, Nototheniidae. The record is from RefSeq and is a predicted model, not a curated record. The transcript has 8 exons. The annotation marks the transcript as partial. Gene Ontology annotation, cellular component: peroxisome.